CGGCGAAAUCGAAACCGAAACCGUCGCUCCAAACGCGAACCGAAGCGAAACGUACUUUCUCCCUAAUUUUCAUGUCCAUCUUGUCCUCACGAUCUCAAGGAUCCGUAUCGUCUUCUCCUCCGACACCCUCUAGAAUCCCUAAUUCCGAACAUGGGAAACACCGACACUCUCAGUCUCCGCCGUCUCUCUCCGGCCACAUCGGAUCCCUUCAAAUCUCGGAUCCACAAUCACCAGUCGCUAAUCAGGCUUCAGGUGCAUCGGCUUCAGCUGAAUCUGGGGGAUCGUCCAAAAAGGUGAUUGAGUCUGGAAUACCAAAUGGAAAGAAAGCUUUACCUUACCGAAGUUCUGACACUAUUCAACGUCAAGCAGGUGGACAAAGGGUUGGGUCCUCCCAGGCUAAAGGGGAAAUAUCGGGAGCUAUGAUCUCUCCUCAAAGUCAACAAGGUACAAGAUCUUCUAAUUCCCAUGGAAGUACUGCACAUUCAACAGGGAGAAGAACCCAAAUGACGAAUGGAAACCAUUUACUGAAUUUUCAAUAUGAUCCUAUUACUCGUCCUCAAUUUAGGCCUCCCCCUCCUCCAAGAAGGAAGCAAAAGAUAAAGCCUUACAACAAAGAUUUGUUUCUUCAGGCAAAUUACAAGUUUGUUGUGUUAGAUACCGGAAAUUAUGGACCUGAGUCAAUUGAUCCGGAUAAAAUGUUACAAUGGGAAGACAUUAUAUGUGUAAGGUAUUCCACCCCAUUUGCCGUGCAAUGUCCAAUCUGUUUGGAAUAUCCUUUAUGUCCACAAAUAACCUCUUGUGGACAUAUAUUUUGUUUUCCAUGUAUUCUUCAGUACUUGCUAAUGGGUGAGGAGGACCAUAAAGGUGACUGCUUCAAAAGAUGUCCCUUAUGUUUUGUGAUGGUGUCACCAAAAGAUUUAUACACCAUCUACAUUGAGAAUGUGAAACAAUACUGUGUUGGUGAUAUUAUGGACUUUAUGCUUCUGACUCGGCAAAAAGAUUCAUUUACUUCAUCUACGAAAAGAAAUUUGGAGACAGAUACUCUUUCAUGUAGUGACGAUGAAGUCUAUGACCCAUUUGUGAAGUUUACAUUUACUUCAGAUGUGGAACUUUCUGUCAGAAAAGGAAUGUUGGAUUUGGAUGAUUGGUUGGCCAGAGCAGAGUCGGGGCUGGUUGAUGACUUAGAGAAGCUUCCAUUUGUUUGUGCAGCAAUAAAACAGUUAGAGUUGAGGAAGAAGUAUUGGAAUGAGCAAAGUUCUUUUGAAAGCAAGAGUAGCUGUAAAAAUCCUGAUUGUCAGAAAGGCCCUCAAGGACUUCAGGCUACCCUGAGUAUCUCUAGUUCUGAUUGUGAAGUAAUUGAUACUGGAUGUGCAACUCUACCUUCCUGCACCAAUGACCAAAGUAAGAGGAUAAAUAAUAUAAUGGCAAUGGAUAUGUCCGAUGGGGGGACUGGUUUAGUAGAAACUGCCGAUAUGGGUGAAGCAUUUGAAGUUGAUGACUCAGAUUUUUCAUCUUCUUAUGGUGAAAACAAUUGCUUACCCAGGCAUUCAAGUGGUUGUAGAGAUGCAAAUGAUAGGGAUUCAUACAACUUCUACCAGGCAGUUGAUGGUCAGCAUGUGAUUCUUCACCCAUUAAAUUUGAAGUGCCUUUUACAUUAUUAUGGAAGUUACGAUAUGCUUCCUCACAGAAUCAGUGGAAAGAUUUUGCAGAUGGAAACAGUGACUCAGACAGAGGCAACAAGGAGGCGCUAUCGCUAUUUAAGUCAUUUUUCCUUAACAACCACAUUCCAGCUCUGUGAGAUUGAUUUAACUAUGAGUCUACCUCCUGAUGCCAUGGUUCCAUUUAUGGAAGAAAUCAAGAAGCGCAAAAGGCAAAGGAAGCAACUUGCCGAGAAGGAACGGAGGGAGAAGAUGAAGGCUGAAGCUACUGCUGCGGAAUCUGUGCCGUAUUUUUCCAGUGCAGGACAUACAUAUUGCCAUGAUGACUUCCCGACAUUUUCAAUGGAUGACUUCGAAGCUCUUGGACGUUCUGGCACAAUAUCUUCCAGUCCUCCAGUUGUUGCAGAGAGGAGACUGUUCUCAAGUGUCGCCAAGCUUGGUUUUGCCGCGGGUUAUGAUUCUCCAUCAUUGAAAAUUGAUGAAACUGAUGCCCCGCAUAACAACGAAGUGGCAAAUAACUCUUCUGGUGUAACUGUAGACUCGAGAACUCCUGGGACUGCGUCGUUUGCGAAUAUAACAUCCAAAGGGAAAGCUGUUGAAAAUGUAGAUGCGCCCAAGAUUGAGACUGGAAAGAAGGGUAAGAAACCGAGCCGAGUCCUUUUGUCUACAUCCGGUGGUCGGCGCUACUGAAGCUGGCAUUCACGCGGCCUAGACUGACCCAAAUGUCGUUUGUAUAAUAGUAACCUCUGCUGUUGUGAAUGAGGGACUUAUUAGAUAUCGAUGGAAUUAUGAAGCGACAUCUUUUAUUUUUGUCCAUUUUCUUUUCUUUUGUUUGUACAAAUUCAACCUACUGUGGCGAAUACCUCCUGAGAUUUAUUUUGCUUCUUCUGAAUCUAGUAUGGGUAACAAAA
Molecule: messenger RNA, 2569 nt
Organism: Tripterygium wilfordii
Lineage: Eukaryota; Viridiplantae; Streptophyta; Magnoliopsida; Celastrales; Celastraceae
Product: RING finger protein 10
Exons: 9
Coding region: 72-2348 (758 amino acids)
Biological process (GO): positive regulation of transcription by RNA polymerase II
Molecular function (GO): transcription cis-regulatory region binding; metal ion binding
Source: RefSeq, a predicted model, not a curated record